Molecule: messenger RNA, 1080 nt
Organism: Choloepus didactylus (southern two-toed sloth)
Lineage: Eukaryota; Metazoa; Chordata; Mammalia; Pilosa; Megalonychidae
Gene: GPR31
Product: G protein-coupled receptor 31
Exons: 1
Coding region: 1-960 (319 amino acids)
Biological process (GO): G protein-coupled receptor signaling pathway
Cellular component (GO): membrane
Molecular function (GO): G protein-coupled receptor activity
Source: RefSeq, a predicted model, not a curated record
AUGCUUCUCUCAAACUGCUCUGUUCACAGCGACGUGAUUGCCACAUCCGUGGCAGCACUGCUGAUGCUGGAGUUUGGGCUGGGGCUGAUGGGCAAUGCCAUCGCACUGUGGACCUUCUUCUGUAGACUCAAGGUGUGGAAGCCCUACGUCGUCUACCUGUUCAACCUGGUCAUCGCCGACCUCCUGUUGACCGUCUGCCUGCCCUUGGCUGUCAUCUUCUACCUCAGACACAAGAAGUGGAGCUUUGGACACACGUCUUGCCAAACCCUGCACUUCCUGCUGACACUGAGUCGUGGAGUAGGGGUCACCUUCCUCACCGCCGUGGCUCUAGACCGUUAUUUGAGGGUGGUCCACCCUUGGUGUAGGAUCAACCUCAUCUCCCCUCGGUCCGCCCGGGGGGUCUCCGUCUUUGUCUGGCUCCUGAUGGCAGCCGUCUCCCAUCAAAGCUUAUUUGUUUAUGAGGGUGCCAAGAAUCGGACUGAAUGCUACAGUGUCUACCCCCUGGAAGAGUUCUCCUCCAGUGUCAUUUGGCAGGAAACACUCUUCUUUCUUCAGUUUAUUCUUCCCUUCGGCCUCAUCUUGUUCUGCAAUGCUGGAAUCAUCAGGACCCUCCAGACGAGGCUCCGGGACCCAGAAAAACAGCCCAAGCUUCAUCGGGCCAGGGCGCUGGUGACGGUGGUGGUGGUCCUCUUUGGAGUUUGUUUUCUGCCCAGUUUCCUGGCCAGAAUCUUUAUGGACAUCUUCGGGCGGUCGGCAAGCUGCAGGGUCUUGAAAGCCAUGGUGCAGGCGUCCGAUGUAACAGGCAGCCUCACCUACCUCAACAGCGUCCUGAACCCAUUGGUUUACUGCUUCUCGAACCCAACUUUCAGAUAUUCCUACAGGAGGGUCUUCAGCACUUUCAGAGGCAGAAGGAAAGAAGCAGAACCUCAGAGUUUUGAACUCAAGGACUCAUAUUCCUGAGAACAGCAUUACUUCCUCAACUCCCUUUUUUAUAAGAACUACCUGGGAUCUAAAUAAUAAUUAUUAUUACUGUACAAUUCCAGAGGAAGUGGAAAUCUGCUGAGACUGCACUACAAAGAU